Molecule: messenger RNA, 5049 nt
Organism: Henningerozyma blattae CBS 6284
Lineage: Eukaryota; Fungi; Ascomycota; Saccharomycetes; Saccharomycetales; Saccharomycetaceae
Exons: 1
Coding region: 1-5049 (1682 amino acids)
Biological process (GO): establishment of cell polarity; positive regulation of G2/M transition of mitotic cell cycle
Cellular component (GO): cytoplasm; cell septum
Source: RefSeq, a predicted model, not a curated record
AUGACAGAUCAAGUUUCAACUAAUCUCACUACACCGACAACUACCGUCACUCCUGGGAGAAGUAAAUCGCAGAAUAGAAAGAGUUUACUGGAUAGACAAAAGAGAAACUCAGAUGUUCGUAUCGCUGCUCAAUCCUUAGAUUUACAAGUUCAAAAUGUUAAAAAAUUGAAAAGACAAUCUAUCGGUUCUAUUGAUCUUCUAGCAGAUCCAGAUUUGGAAUUAGUGGUCAAUCAAUCAGCAAAUUCUUAUUCAAGCAAUAACAAUAUGAUGUUAUCGGAUUAUGAUUCUUAUUAUAGUACUAAUAAUUAUAAUAGUGGGUAUGAUGAUUCAUAUUCUGAUUUCGAUAGUAGUCUCUAUUAUGAUAAUGCUACAGAUAUCGAUGAAUCCAUAGAUAACGAUUCAGUUCGAUUAUCCAGAUAUGUGACUUCUCAAACUAACAUUGCCAGAGACUCAAUGUUAUCCAAUUCAAAUAUGGACAUUCAAUUCAUGAAUACUAAUACUACUAAUAAUAAUAACAAUAACAAUAACAAUAACAAUAACAAUAACAAUAACAAUAAUAUUAAUGCUGCAGGAUAUAUUAAUAAUAGUAACAGUAAUACAAGUAAUAGUGAUAUGAUUAUGUCAUCUCCAGAUGAUAGUUUUGAGUCUUCAAAGUCUGUCUUAGUAUCCAAUAUGUUCAAUCAAACAUCUCCAUUAGCAGACAGAAAUCUAAACUAUAGUGUUAUAAAUAACAAUUACAAUAAUUCCACCAGCACUAGUACUAAUGUCUCUCCAUCUCAUAAUAAUUUUCUAAACAUUACAAGAUCAAUAUCAAGGAAUUCACCCUCAAAAUCAAGAAGCCCAACUUUAAGCCCUAUAAAAAAUUCUCCAUCAGCAACACCAAUCCGUAGGGGAUUAAGUGGUGUUCCAUCGACAAGAAUCUUAGUUGAUCAAACACCAACAAAUGAAACAAUACUACCUGAAUCACCAAGUGAAAACUUAUCAAAUACCAAUACUACAGCCUCAAAUUAUACAAUAGCCAAUAGCUUAUCAAAUAAUACGUCACCAAUUAAGAAAGUUAGCCGUAAUUCUAUCAACAUUAAUAACAAUGAUAAAAAUCUUUUGUCAUGGAGUUCAGUAAAUAAACGUUCAUCAUUAAAACCUGAUAAUUAUAUUGAAUUAGUUAAUGACGCAAUUAAUAGUAGUAAUAAUGUUUCAGUUACCACAAAUUCUACCCCUACUGCCAAUAAAAUUGAACAAGGUGACUCUUAUUAUGACAAUAUACCAGAUUCUAGAAAAGUUAAAUAUAGAAGAAACUCGAAUGUACGAAGACCUUCUUCUUUAAGAAAUUCUUAUACUGAUCUCGAUUUUAAUUUAGCAGAUUAUGAAGAUAAUUUAAAUAUUUCUAAUGUUUCAAAUUCCAUUGAUGAAGUAUCUAAUAAUGAUCAUCAACUAACGCCAGAUGAUUCAUUCAAUUUUGAUGCAAAUGUAACAAAUAAUUCUGUUGCCAGUAAUUUAACUUUAAAAGAUUUAACUGAUGAAUUGACAAAACUUUCAAAUAAUGCCGGUUUAACAGAUUCUGAUGCUAUCACAUUAGCUAAAACAUUAAGUUUAAACGAAAGAUUAUUAGAUAAUACCACUACUGUGAAUUCAAAUACUAAUGUAAAAAGAUAUAAAUCCAAUAAAAUAAAUCUCUUCAAUGAAGAUAAUAUUAAUAAUAUUCCAAAUAACAUGAACCAAGAUGAAGAGAUUGUAGAGGAUGACAAAGAAUAUGCAUCUAAUUUAAAUUAUGACGAUAAUAUUAAUAUAUCAAACAGAUCCACUUUAAAAAGAAAUAAGUUUAAAUCUGCUACCAGUAGAGGUAAUAGUAGUGAGGAAUCCAAUUUACAACUUGAUCUUGAAACUAUUAAGAGAGACCCAUCUAAUAAUAUGCCGAAUAUUAUCAUAUCGAAAUCAACAAUAGAUGUUAAUGAUUCUAUUGAUAAUGCAGAGUCUAAUAAUAAAAAAUUUUUAGAUAGUAAUGAAAUGCUUAAUAAUCAAUUAAAUGUAUCACCUUCAGCUAGUGAGAUCUACGAUCAUUAUCGCCAAACUAGUGGUGAUUGGACAGAUGAUUUGAACAAAGCAAGAGAACAAUUCCAAGUGGAUCCCAAUGGGGGAAACGUUAGAGUAUCAUCAAGAAAUCAAAGUAGUAGCAAUAAUAAUACUGAAAGCACUAUUGAUUCUUUUCAUACAAGAUUAGAUGAAGAAACAGACACAUCGAUUUCACAUGAUAGUAGUGUUUUAUCUACUGAUACUUCUUCUGAUAGUGUCUUCACGAGAUCAGGUCAUUCUAAAUUUAUUUUAAAGGAAAAAUUACCAUUUAUUGACUCACAACUUAAUAAUAAUAACAACAAUAAUAACCAUAUUUUAGGUUCCAGAGAUGAUUGGUCUGAAAAAUCUAAUGCUCAUAAAUUAGCAAGUAGGAAAACUUCUAAUUCUAAGAAGACUCCUGAACCAAAUUCUGGUUCUAUCUUAAAUAAAGAAGACAAAUUAUUAGUUAAGAAACGGAACGAUUUCCAACCUAUUUCAGUGAAUCAAACUAAUCCAAUACGACACUCUACAAUCUCUCUUCCUAUCAGUGAAUAUAGCCACAAACAAGAGAAGAAGACUCCAUCUAAGAGUAGAAACGCUAAACCCAAGACAGUUCGAGCCAGUUCAGAUAUAUCUUCCAUCAAACCUGUUCCUGAAGUUAAACAUGAAUUAAAGAAACGUUCUUCUAUUGAAAAUUUUAUGAAAAAAUUAACAUCAUCUAAUUCAUCAUCAUCAUCAUCUUUAUCACCUAGUCCAAGUCGUAGUACAAGUAAUGGUACAACUUCUACUUCAAAUAACAAUGGGAAUAAUAAAAACACAUUUGCUGAUAAAGUUAGUAAUUUUUUUAAAAGAAGAUCCAAUAGCUCAUCAUCUACAUCUAAAUCCUCUAAGAAAUCUACAAAUGAUUCUCAUGAUAAACAAAGAUCAAGUUCUGCUUCUACUGUAGGGAAAGCCUCAUCAUCUAAAAAUAAUUUUGGAUCAGCUCCUUCUUUCAAUAAUAAUUCUACGGGAUCAUUAAAGAAUAAAGUAUCUACAUCUAGUUUGAGUGAUUUAUUUUCCAAGAAUAAAAAGACAUCUAACAGUUCAAAAGUAAUUGGUAAAAACUCUAGUUUAAGUUUAAAUGAGACUCAUCAAAUGAAAAAUAAAUCUUCACUUGAUAAAUUGAGAGAUACAUUUUUAACUAAAGAAGGUGCUAAAAGAGAAACUUCCAAUUCUAUACUAUCUGAAAGUUCCAAAACAUUUUCUGAUAGUAAUGAAACUUCUAGUACAAUAAAUUCUUCAAUCUCUAAUGGUGUUGCUAAUGGAUCCGAUACUGAUAUGAAUACCGCAGUGAAUAUGUUGAGUAAACCAAUUGAAAUCACGGAGAUCUCUGAAGACGAAGGUGACCAAGAUUUAGAAGGUGAUGGUGAAGUCGAAGGUGUAGGGGAAGAAGGUGAUGAUAUCUUGGAUCCAGAAGAAUUACAUGAGGAAGAGAAUGAUUUAGAUAUCCAUAUUGCUAUUGAAAAUGAUACAGAAAAUGUGGGAAGAUCCAACCAAAUGGAUAUAGAAGGUGAUUGUGAAGAUAUCAAUGAAAAUUUGGAUGAUAUCAAUUAUAAAGCUCAAUUAACAAUGAACAAUUUAAUCUUGAAUGGGUUGGAGAGUAACAUUCAUAACGAGAAAAUUGUUAUUCCAGAGUUUGAAAAUAUGAAUGAUUAUAGCAAAGAAUUUAAACCAGAUGAUUUCUUAGGUUCUACCUCGAUGACUACCACAAGAACCAGUAGUCAAAGUAGCAAUACAACUAUUAAUGGAGGGUUACAACCUGCAGUCACGGUGGUUCGUCAUGGAGAAUUGAAUAGUGAUAGCGAUAGUAGUACUACUAUGGAUGGAUUUUAUCACACUUUUAACGUGGGGGAAGACACUGAAGAUCAUGGUGAAAAUAAUUUAACAUUGGAUGAUUUGGAAAUGUCUAUACAAUCUAAUGAGAUGAUUCGUUCUAAUGAAACUAUCCGUUCACAUGACAUGAUGAAUUCUAAUGAAUUAAUGAAUUCGAAUGAGAUGAGUGUGAAUAUGAUGACUGGUAAUAAUCAUAGCGAAAUAGUAGAUGAAAGUGGUAAUCCAGGAGAAACUUUGGAUGAUAAAUAUCAUAUCAAAGUCAAUGCGAACGAGUUAGGCAAUACAAGUAUCAGUGAAGAAGAUUUAUCCAAUGACACCUCUAUAGAGAGUGCUGAAGGGACAGAGAGAGAACCUGAAGUAAAUUACAAAUUAACUUUUGCAGAUGUCAAGAGAAAUUUGCAACCUAAUAGUAGUAUGAUCUUUCAAGAGAGUGCAUUUGGGUUCCCCUUACCACCAUUGACCAAUUCCACCAUUAUCAUGAUUGAUAAUCGAUUACCCAUCAAUGUGGAAAGAGCCAUUUAUCGAUUGAGUCAUUUGAAAUUGAGUGAUCCCAAGAGAGAAUUAAGAGAACAAGUCUUGUUGAGUAAUUUCAUGUAUUCAUAUUUACAUCUAGUGAACCAUACAUUAUAUUUAGAACAAGUUACACAAGGCAAUGGUGAUGGAGAAGAGACCACUGGCGACGACUUUGAAGAAGAAGAAGAAGAAGAAGAAGAAGAAGAAGGAAGAGAAGACGAAGAUGACGAUGAAGAGAGUGAUUAUGAAAAUGAGAGCUACGGAGGAUACAAGCGAGAGACUGAACAUGAAGAGCUGGGUAAUGCCCAACUACACUAUGGAGACGACCGAGAAGAAGAAGAAGAACUGAUGAUCAUCAAUCAAGAUGACACAGGAAUGUUCGGAACGACUCGGAGAUCGUAUGGGAACUCCGAACUUAGCAUCAACAGUGAUGAUGAAGAAUUGGCCAUAGACAUUGAGACUGAAAUGUCCAACGACACCAGACCGUUGGGCGACAUCACCAAUAAUCCAGACCAUCGAAGUGUCAAAAGACAAGACCGCAUGAAGCCUCUGCCCAAGGACUCUGGAGGUGACGAAUACGUCCUACUAUCAGAGAUAUCCACCCAGGGCUACUGA